UCCGGGAGACGCUGGCCGAUCUGUACCACGGCUGGCGGCUUCGGUCUUCGUGGGGACCCGGCACUGCUGGGGGCGGUGCUAUUCAGGCCACACCUCCUGCGCCGACUCCGAGAGGCUCCGGAGCGAAGCGGUAAGCUUCGGGGGGCGGGGACUCGGGCUGGUUCUCUCUGAGCUUGGGGCUCGGCCGUCGCUGUCCUGGGCGUCCAUUCUUCCUGUUUCCGGUGGCCGCGCCGCCUCCCUCCGAGGCUCGGAGCUACGCCCUGUGGAGAACUCGCCGUUGUCGUCCUCUCAGCUUCGAACCCCUUCAGAGUUGCUCCGGGGCAACUGCCGCCCCGCAUUUUGUCGCUCUGAUUCUCGCCCCUGGGAGGACCCCGGCCCCACACUGCCCACUCUCUUGGAUGCGCUGGUCCCUCCCUCCCCUCUAAAAUGUCCAAUAACCUACAGGGAGUCUUCUUGAAAGCCGCCGAGGAAAAGUCAGGCAGCGCCUCGCCCUGGUAAGUACAGGUUGCCAGUCUCGCGGGACACGCCCGCCCCGCGCCCGUCUCUUAGCAGGAUGUGGAGUCGGCCGUCGUUUCCUGUCACCGCGGCUCCGAGGGGCGCGCCCCGCAGGGGGAGCAGCUCCCGACGCGCCGGCUCCCCGGCGGUCCGAGCCCUUAGAGCGCGCCCUUCUCGGAACCUAAGUCCUCCUCAGAGCCUCUCGCAGGCAGCCUCCGCCCCGGCCGGCUUCUCCGAUUUCAUAGGCGGAAAGAAUAGAGCUCCACGGGAGAGGAAAACCAACAUGGCCGACGCUCCUGUGUGACCAAACCCUUCUGGAAGGUUCUCGCGCACUCGCAGGAAAAAAAAAAAAAAAAAAAAAAAGCAGCGAUCUGCGCGGAUUAGCAAGUGCAACCCAGGUGGCGCUGGACCUUCAGUGAAAAAUAGCCAUAAUUUUAAGAGUGAGGAGAGGAUAGAUUUGUGUCAUUGAUAAGAGUAUAUAAAUUCGGAACCGAAAAUUUUUUCUAGAAUAAGGGAAUCGAAUAUUUUAAAUUUUCAAAGAACCGCUUUAUUUGGAGAGAAAGAAAAAAAAAAAAAGGAAAACCUGGAAAUGCACCUGUAAAAUCAAUCUUUUGGAACAGCGUAUUUGAAGCAGGGGUAGUGCGAAUGCCAUCUCUAACUGGAUAUCUGUGUAAAAACUAUAUUUGAUGUAGGGAGGUUCCAGUAUUAACGACAUACUUGUUCGUAAAUUUAGAAAAUAGUUUAUUCCUGACUCAGUGGGGUGUUUUUGUUUUUUGGGUUUUUUUUUUUUUGAAGCUUCUGUUAAUCGACAAAUGAAACGGAAACAAAACUGUUAGCUCCGGUAGAAUAUUUGACGUUGUUCACACCAUGGUUAGUGGACGUGUAAUGAAUGAGUGGUGAGAAAAAGUUAAUGGGUCUCUGCAGAAGGAAAAUGUGAAGAAGGAAGCAUGGAAGUUAAGAUGUAAAAUUCAUGGAAGAGGAUUUAUGAAGAAAGUCAAACUGCCCAGUAUCUGAAUAUUGAUGACAUCUGACUUAACCUAACAACUCAGUUUGUUUCAGGAUUGCACUUGUUUUUAAUAUCAGAAAUAAGUGUUUCAGGCUGCAUGUACCAAGUAGUUCAGACGAUUGGCUCGGAUGGAAAAAAUCUUCUGCAAUUACUUCCAAUUCCUAAUUUCUCUGGAAAUCUUAUACCACUAGUUCAAUCUUCAGUUGUGUCUGAUGCUUUGAAAGGGAAUACAGGAAGCCCAGUUCAAGUUACUUUUCAGACUCAGAUUUCCAGCUCUUCCACAAGUUCAUCAACAACUCAAUUGCCCAUUUUUCAGCCAGCCAGUUCUUCAAACUAUUUAUUUACAAGAACAGUAGAUACAGCAGAAAAAGUUAGAGUUACUACUGUGGGAACUGAAACUUUUACCUCAUCAGUUUCUAAAGUUCAGAGUCAUGGUGUAAAAAUUGAUGGACUCACCAUGCAAACAUUGGCUGUUUCUUCCUCCUCAACACAAAAUGAUUCAUCUUAUAUUUUAGUAAAUACUCAGAGCCUUCCAGUGACUGUGAAACCUCCAGUUUUGCCCUCUGGGCAUCAUUUACAGAUUCCAGCCCAUGCUGAAGUGAAAUCUGUACCAGCGACAUCAUUGCCUCCUUCAAUUCAGCAAAAGAUACUUGCAACUGCAACCACAAGCACCUCAGGAACAGUUGAGGCCUCCCAAAUACCUUCUGUUAUUUAUGUAUCUCCUGUAAAAACAGUGAAAAAUGUAGCUACCAAGAACUUUCAACACAUUUAUCCAAAACCUGUUACAGAAAUAGCAAAGCCAGUGAUACUAAAUGCCACACAAAUUCCAAUGAAUGUUGCAAAAGAGACACAAUUAAAAGGUGGUCAGCAUUCUCAAGCUGCUCCAGUGAAAUGGAUUUUUCAAGAAAAUCGACAACCUUGUACUCCAUCUCUUGUUCCUGUUAAGUCUUCAAAUAAUGUGGCUUCACAGAUUUUAAAAAGUUUUGUAGAAAAGAAAAGUGUGGGAGGUAAUACUAUAAAGAUGCCACCAUUGAGUACCAGCAGUCCUAGUGGGGCACAAUCCAAAAGUAUGCCUAUUAAAGAUAAUGCGUUGGUUAUGUGUAAUGGGAAAAUCUAUCUGUUGGCUAAAAAGGGGACAGAUGUUUUGUCAUCACAAAUUGAUCAACAGAAUUCUGUUUCUCCUGAUAUUCCACCAAGAAAAGAUUUAUCACAGAUAGUGAGCCCAAGUCCAGUAACAGAACUAUCCAGAGAGGUUGUAAACUUUGUUUUGGCAAAAAAUAAAUCUUCCCAGAUGGAGACAAAAUCAUUUUCAAACACCCAGCUUGCUUCCAUGGCCAAUCUAAGGGCAGAGAAGAAUAAAAAAGUGGAGACACCAUCUCUUUCUAUCCUACACCCAAAUAAUCUGAACCCACCCAUUAACUACUUAAAACAGAGUAAGACUUUAUUCCUAAAGGCAGACUUUCCAAAUGGAUUUAGUACAGGACAAAAUGCCCCCCCAAAAGAAAAUAUCAUCCAGAGCAUAGAGAAAAUAAGUUCCUCUAUUGAUGCAACAAGUAUUACUUCACAACAGUGUGUUUUCAGAGACCAAGAACCAAAGAUCCAGAAUGAGAUGGCAUCAACAUUACAAAAAGGUGCUCAAGAAAGAAAUGACAAAAAUGCUCAAGGAAGAAGCAGUAAGGCAUAUCUGAAGACUGAUGCUGAAUUUAAAAAGCUAUUUGGUCUUACUAAAGAUUUGAGAAUAAGACUUACUCGGAUUCCUGACCAUUUGGGUGCUGGAGAUUUUGAUUCCUUUAAGAGUUUGGUGAAGAGUGACAAUGAGACAAAGUUUACAGUGAAGGAGGAAGAGAGAAAACAGGGUUUUGAUAAGAAAAGAAAAGCAAAAACCGUUAAGAAGAUGGAUCACGCAAAGAAGAGAAAAAUCGAGAGUGCUUAUAACACAGCUUUAAAUGGAGGAAUUAGCUAUAUUUUACCAACUUCAGAUGUAUCACACCAUAACAUUGUUACAAGCUGCAAUAAAACCAGAGAAGAAAGAACUGAGGUAGAACACUGUACCCGUGAAAAUCAGGAGAAAGUCUCUUUGAGUUCAAAUGCAGAUUUUGGACAAAGUCAUUCCUUUACCAGAAAUUAUACUGAAGAUAUUUUUCCCAUGACACCACCAGAGUUAGAAGAAACCAUUCGAGAUGAAAAAAUAAGAAGACUUAAACAAAUGCUGAGAGAGAAAGAAGCAGCCCUUGAAGAAAUGCGUAAGAAGAUGCACCAAAAAUAAUAAAAUGUUGCCAUACUUAAA
Molecule: messenger RNA, 3788 nt
Organism: Myotis myotis
Lineage: Eukaryota; Metazoa; Chordata; Mammalia; Chiroptera; Vespertilionidae
Gene: LRIF1
Product: ligand dependent nuclear receptor interacting factor 1
Exons: 5
Coding region: 1599-3767 (722 amino acids)
Biological process (GO): regulation of DNA-templated transcription
Molecular function (GO): nuclear retinoic acid receptor binding
Source: RefSeq, a predicted model, not a curated record